UUCUCAGACGAAUGUAUACUUUUUAUUUGCUUUGUUAUUUCUGUUAGGCAUACACAUCUAUACUCAUAGAGUUAUAUAGUUUGACCUGAUUGACAACACCAUGGUGUCCCUGUCCGGACACUCUGUGUAUCCCCACGAUGUCCUCGCUGUGUUGUUCUGUCUGCUGACAGUAUCCCAGGCAUACGUUAAUGUCGCCCUCAACAAACCAGCAUACCAACAGUACCAAUACGUUUAUAGAGGAGAUUACGACACAUAUGACGCCAGUAAGGCUGUAGACGGACGUAAAUCAAACCUGAGUUGGACUGGAGGUCAAUGUGCCAUAUCAUAUCUUAGACAAACCGCCACCUGGUGGGUGAACCUGACCACCAUCCACAGCAUCCACCACAUCACCAUCUACUUCAGGACGGACAAUGAACCAUGGGGUCCUUCUAAUAAGAACACAAAUUUUACUCUUGGAUUCUCGGUGUACGUCUCCAAUACAACGGACAGACUACAGGGAACACUGUGUUACAAGGACGACAACUUUACACGAGACAGUAUACCUGCUGUCUUCACCACCACCUGUCCUGUACAUGGACAGUACGUCAUCUACUACAACGAAAGACUACAAGGAGUUACCUACCCUGACGGUUACUCUAAAAAUGUUGACAUUGGCCUCUGUGAAGUGGAGGUGUAUGGAUGUUCUGCUACGGGAUAUUUUGGGUCCAACUGUUCCGUUCCCUGUCCAGACGUUAACUGUCAGUACUGUCACAUAGAGACGGGCACCUGUCAGGGCUGUAAACCUGGAUACAAAGGUCACCGAUGUGAUAUAACUUGUGAAGAAGGAACAUAUGGUACUGGUUGCAAUGCAUGUGGACAAUGCCGUGACGUAAACCAGUGCUCCAUUAACAAUGGGACUUGCUUAACUGGAUGUUAUGCUGGUUUUAAAGGAGACCUGUGUGAAAUUGCUUGUGACAGAGGGUCGUAUGGCUACGACUGCAAAGAAACAUGUGGACAUUGUCGUGACAGAUACCAGUGUUCCAUCGUUUCUUUAUUUUUUUCUAUUUCUUCUUCAUUGAUUUAUGGGGGUUUUUUUUGGACAAACUUCAAUCGGGUAGAAAUAUUGUUUUAAAAUGUUAACGGCUUGGUUGAAAACUGUACUUUGACGUUACUAAAUUGAGUACAUCAGAAGCUAAUGAUAUGUUCUUAGGUAAGUGUUAACAUUUUCUUUUAUUUUACAAGGGAGACAAACACAAACAGACUAACAAAUUACAAACGAUACAUUAUUAUAGUCAUUCAUUAUUUAAGGAACACACUCUGAGUUUGCGUAAACAUAAAUAUUUACGGGGCUAGAAUUUUAUGAUAAUAAAACAAUGCCAUUUUUGUGGAGUUUUUAUUUUUAUGUAUGAUGCAUUACAUGACCUUGAAAUAUCAAGUAGGUGUAUACAUCUGUAGCAGUUUUUUUAAAAAAUAUGAGAAAAAAAUAUUCGACGAAAAAUGAGGAUAACCAUUAAAAAAUUUUAAACUGAUAUGUAUGCGCAUUUUUAUGCACGAUAUCGCGUUAUUUUCUGGAGAGUUCUGGUAUGUAUGAAACAACAGGGAAUAAUACACGCGGUGCAUCAUGGGUAAGUGUUGAAACUUUGUCUGUAGAAUAUAUGACCCAAGACCAUUUUUUUCUGAAAUAUUCUUAUUCAGUUCUAAUGUAAAUGUUUGAUCUCUCGAAUUUAAAAUCCUUACAGUUUAAUAUGUGUCACCAGCAAGCGCAAUUAUCUAUUUAAGAAACUUGGUCAAUUUUGAAGCAUUAAAUAAUAAAUUGUGAUCGUUAAACCUUAUAUAUUCUUAAUAUUUUUUAAAAGAGUCAUUGUUCAGUUUUACGAAUUUUUAGACAUUUGAAUUUCUGUUCAAAUUAUGAAAAUAUUGAUAGUCAUAAUGGUUUGAAAAAGAAAACAAAAAUUACUUUGAAGAUUAAUAUCUCCUAUAUUCAAGGACAUAAACUCAUUUCAUGAUAACAGAUUAGCCUGAUUUUUUAGUUUCUAAAGCAUAUCUUAUGUAUUUUGUUUUUCAAGAAACCAAAUAAUAAAUAUAAAUUUAAAUGUUUAAAUGUGGCGUGCCCAUUAGUUAAGUUACUGGUCAUCAUGCUUCGAUGGUGCAUAAUAUGUGUUAAAUUAUUUGUAAGAUUAACAUAUUUUUAAAUUAUGCUUGUUUUUAAAACACUGUUUGCUUAUAAUAAUUUGUUAUCAUGUAUUACUUACGCCAUUGUUUGUUUUUCUCAAACUUCAGGUUUUUUUCUCCUUUACACAUUUGGAUUUAUUUCUAAUAAACCAUUUUAACACCCUCUGCUCAACAGAGUUUAGUUUGAAAC
Molecule: messenger RNA, 2341 nt
Organism: Magallana angulata
Lineage: Eukaryota; Metazoa; Mollusca; Bivalvia; Ostreida; Ostreidae
Product: angiopoietin-1 receptor-like
Exons: 6
Coding region: 101-1111 (336 amino acids)
Molecular function (GO): scavenger receptor activity
Source: RefSeq, a predicted model, not a curated record